This is a messenger RNA of Frankliniella occidentalis (western flower thrips), 881 nucleotides long. RefSeq names its product protein takeout-like. NCBI's taxonomy places the organism in Eukaryota, Metazoa, Arthropoda, Insecta, Thysanoptera, Thripidae. The record is from RefSeq and is a predicted model, not a curated record. The transcript has 6 exons. The coding region runs from base 70 to 684 and encodes 204 amino acids.
AAGAUCCCCGAGUCCUGGGGAACAUGCAAGAGGUCGGACCCCAAGUUUGACGAGUGCCUGCGCGGCGCCAUGCAACGUGCCAUGACAGCACUCGAAAAGGGAAAUAGCGAGUUUGGCAUUACACCACUGGACCCAUUCAAGGUGUCCCAGCUGAACCUUGAGAAGGGCAAUGGCGGUGCUCUGUCCCUGGACAUGACCCUCUCCGAAGCCGAACUCGUAGGAUUCAAGAACGCCAGAGUGGAAAGCGUCAAGACUGAUAUGAACAAGUUCAAGAUCGUGGCCACCAUGAGGACCGACAAGCUCGACCUCAACAGUCUGUAUAAGGUGACUGGCAGGGUUCUGGUCAUCCCCAUCAACGGAAACGGCAAGACCACCAUCAAAAUGCAAAAGCCGCUGCUCCGACUGUCCAUGCAAGGAGGUUUGAAGAAGGGUGAUGACGGCAAGGACCACCUGCACAUUGAGUCCACCACCUUUGAGAUCAUUCCAGAGAAGGCGACCUUCAAAUUCGUAAACCCCGCUCACGCCGUCCAGGCCGAUCUGCUCAGCACAAUUGUGUCUGAAAACGACAGAGUCAUCAUGGCGGAGCUCCAGCCCGCUAUCUCUCAGGCCUUCAACAAACGACUUCUUGAUGUCACUAAUAGGAUAUUUGAAAAGGUCGCAUUUGAGGACGUGUUCCCUCAAUAGUAAAAUUAGAGUUAAGAGUUUUUGUUAUAUUUAUAAGAAUUGUUAAGGACCAAAAAAUGACAAACCACCGCUGCCAAAUGAAAUCCGCGGACGAUUUGGGAAUUCUAAAGUAUUUAAUUGUGAUCAAAUAUUUAAUGUUUGGCUCAUGUGGUAUCGCAGACUGUUAAUUUUAAUGAAUAAAACGACAAGUGUUCCUA